Osmerus eperlanus (European smelt) is the source of this 3357-nucleotide messenger RNA. RefSeq names its product glucuronidase, beta (gene gusb). Lineage: Eukaryota; Metazoa; Chordata; Actinopteri; Osmeriformes; Osmeridae. Gene Ontology annotation, molecular function: carbohydrate binding; beta-glucuronidase activity. Gene Ontology annotation, biological process: glucuronoside catabolic process; carbohydrate metabolic process. The record is from RefSeq and is a predicted model, not a curated record. Bases 15 to 1973 code for a protein of 652 amino acids. The transcript has 12 exons.
ACUCCGUGCAAGUCAUGAGUGCUAGAGGGAUGGGGUGCAGGACAGUGUGUCCGCUAAUCACUAUUUUAUUACUAUUUGCGACAUGGAAUUGUGUUCAUAUGUUGGAUAGUGGUAUGCUAUUUCCUCGAGAGUCCUCUUCGCGUGAGAUAAGAGAGAUAAACGGCCUGUGGAACUUCAGAGCCGAUUUUUCACUCAACAGGAACUUAGGCUUUGAGCAGGCAUGGUACAAAAGUCGCCUGGCAGAGACUGGCCCUGUGAUUGACAUGCCUGUCCCUGCCAGUUAUAAUGACAUCACUCAGGACUACAGGCUGAGGGACUUUGUGGGGUGGGUGUGGUAUGAGCGAGAGGUGGUGGUUCCUCAGCGCUGGCUUGCUGACGAGGGAACCAGAGUAGUGCUCAGGGUGGGAAGUGCACACUACUACUCAGUUGUCUGGGUCAAUGGGGUGAAAGUGACGGAACAUGAGGGAGGUCAUCUUCCCUUUGAGGCAGAGAUCAGUGAUGUGGUCCGUAAGGAGGGAGGUGUGCCCUGUAGGAUCACCAUCGCUGUCAACAACACCCUGACCCUCCAGACCCUCCCUCCAGGGACCAUCCAACACAUGGACGACCGUUCCAAGUAUCCUGCUGGCUACUUUGUGCAGAGCACAAACUUUGACUUUUUUAACUACGCUGGACUUCAUCGCCCUGUGCUGCUGUACACCACACCCAAGGUGUACGUAGAUGACAUCACGGUGCUGACUAGCUUCUCGGACAACAUUGGUCUGGUCAGCUAUAAGGUGUCAGUCCUGGGAAGUACCAACCCCACAGUGAAGGUCACUCUUUCAGACAAAAAUGGCCUCUGUGUGGCCUCCUCGACUGGAACGUCUGGUGUCCUCAAAGUGGUUGAUGUCAGUCUAUGGUGGCCAUAUCUAAUGCAUGAGAAUCCAGGCUACUUGUAUUCUAUGGAGGUUCACAUGACCACUGCUGGUGAGGGUCCUGUACACAACGACGUGUACGCUCUUCCUGUUGGCAUCCGCACUGUGCAGGUCACCAGCACACAGUUCCUCAUAAACGGCAAGCCCUUCUAUUUCCAUGGAGUGAACAAACACGAGGACUCUGAUAUUCGAGGUAAGGGUCUGGACUGGGCCCUGAUAGUGAAGGACUUUAACCUGCUCAAGUGGCUGGGGGCCAACUCGUUCCGCACCAGUCACUACCCCUACGCUGAGGAGAUCAUGCAGAUGUGCGACCGCCACGGCAUCGUAGUGAUCGACGAGUGCCCUGGGGUGGGCAUCAAGGACAUUCGUAGCUUUGGAAACGCCUCCCUGGCUCACCACCUGGUGGUCAUGGAGGAGCUGGUGAGGAGGGACAAGAACCACGCCUCCGUGGUCAUGUGGUCCGUAGCCAACGAGCCUGCUGCAGAGAUGCCCCCUGCUGGACAGUAUUUCAAGACUGUGAUAGCUCAUACCAAGUCUCUGGACCAGACUCGACCCGUCACCUUUGUUUCAUCCAGUGACUAUGCCAGGGACAAAGGGGCUCCAUAUGUGGAUGUCAUCUGUGUGAACAGCUACUUCUCGUGGUACCACGACCCUGGUCACUUUGAGGUCAUCCCCAUCCAACUCAAGACCCAGUUUGAGAACUGGUACGGGAAGUACCAGAAACCCAUCAUCCAGAGUGAAUACGGUGCCGACGCGGUUCCAGGUCUUCACACGGACCCUCCUAUGAUGUUCACUGAGGAAUACCAGAAGGCCGUUUUGCAGAGAUACCAUGACGUGUUCGACCAGAAGAGGAAGGAGUAUGUCAUAGGAGAACUCAUCUGGAAUUUCGCUGACUUCAUGACAGCACAAACGAUCACCCGCGUCGUGGGGAACAAGAAGGGAAUCUUCAGCCGCCAGAGACAGCCUAAAGCUGGGGCCUUCCUGCUGAAGGAGAGGUACUGGAGGCUGGCCAACGAGACCGGGCUGCUUCCUUACUGGACCCGGUACCCCUGUCUGCUCUGACCCCCGGGAGCUUGGGACUAGGACAGAACAUGACACAAUCAGCACAGGCUGCCUGUAAGCGUACACUGCACACAAUGUCAUUAGAGACGGGUUUAAGGUUCAAGAAGGUGAAUGUAUCAAAUGCUGUUCUAAAUCAUUGUUAAGUGGAAUGUUCUGGUUGGAAGAACAACAUUUUUCAGUAUAACAUUCAAUAUGCAUACUUAUUUAACAAUGUACUUUUUUCAUCCUGGUGUUUAUCAUCACCGUGUAUAGUAUAUAAAUGGCAGAUUUUUGGUUGGCCUCUGUGCGAAUUCAGUAUCUGUAAAUGACCAGGUUAUCUUCUUUCUGACGUUUAGAAUGUUUGACCAACACUAUGUAUUCCCUUGUUUACAACAAGACCAAGUCAGAGCCUUGUAAUUGUUGUUUUUGUGUGUAGGGCAUUGUCAUUCCCAACAUCCCAUUGGUUUUCAUCAUGCCCUUAAGGAACAUUAUUUUAAUUCAAGUGAUAAUUUAAAACUUGUUCUUUAUCGGUCAUCGGCAGGGUACUUGUUUGUUGCAUUUCACAGUUUAUUUCAUAGGGGUGGGAAUCUUUUGGUACCUCGCGAUUCAAAUCGAUUCUUGGGGUCACGAUUCGAUUAAAAAUCGAUUCACGUUUUUUUAAAUCAAAUUUCGAUUAAAUAUAUGCUUACAUACAAAAUAAUAAAAAAUAAAUAAAUAGAAAAUCCAUUUUUAAAAUUUGUGAAUCGCUAGAAGACUGAAUCGCGAUUCAUAUGGGAAUCGAUUUUUCCCCCCACCCCUACUAGGUAGUGUGCUAGUAUGGAUGUGGAGACCUUAAGGGAGCCCAGCCUCUUGUUGGGGGAAGAGCACAUUGUCUUACUGCUAGCCUGGCUGAUACAUAUGAAGACCGUUCAUGAAAGGCCUGUCUAAACAUCGUCUACAGACUUUAUUCACAAACCCCGAUAUUGAAUAUUGAAGGGAUGGUUUAAAUAACGCUGUUACAUUGUGGCGUGGCGAUGGUUUCCUUUCCAUAGGGAAAACACACACCACACACACACAACAUAUAUUACUUAACUGAUAUCAGUUACAUGAAUUAUCAACUGGUUUGAGCAAGAUUUGAACCAGGGGUACCGUGUUUGGCAAUAGACUUGAUGGUAAGCAUGCUUACCCACUGAGCCACAGAGAGGGUUCCUGUAAAGUUGCUUUCUACAAGACAGUGUAAUUGCCCGUAUGACAUUUUGAUUCAAUAUAUGCUUGUCUUUCACGUUUCCAUCCUUUUACAAAUACAGUAUUGUUAUUUCAUGUAAAAAUGCUGUCUUGAUACGGAACAAGCCUAUGUUUUUAUAGAAUUGUGACUUUUGAAUUGCGUUUGCACAAAAACCAUCAAUUAAAUAUAUUUUAAACAUUA